Molecule: messenger RNA, 1200 nt
Organism: Phytomonas sp. EM1
Lineage: Eukaryota; Euglenozoa; Kinetoplastea; Trypanosomatida; Trypanosomatidae
Source: the annotation of a GenBank genome assembly
AUGCUCCGACACUCUUCGCAUUUGUUGUUAACAGUAAGUGCUGUUAUUAGAAGCACUGCUACAACUUCUGUCAGCGCCGAUGCUAGUACUCUCAGGAGUCGGAUUAAUAUCGCCUCAGAAAUGGAUAAAAAAGAUCCCAACUACCGUGAAAGGUUUCUUAAACACUUUCGUGAAAAGUUGAACAGCGAUACAACUGGUAAAAAUCAACUUGAGAGCUUUUUCGACCUGCCUGAGGGUAUUUCACCCACACAGGCUUCCAUGGGACCCAUUAAAAGAGGCGAGGAGCCGCUGCCGCCGUGGAUAAAAUUAAAGGUUCCAAAGGGUAUGACACAUCGCCCGCGUUUUAACCGUAUUCGAAGAAGCAUGCGUGAGAAGAAGUUGUCCACCGUAUGCGAGGAGGCCAAGUGCCCAAACAUUGGAGAGUGCUGGGGUGGCGAGGACGACGGCACCGCAACGGCCACAAUCAUGGUUAUGGGUUCCCAUUGCACCCGUGGCUGCCGCUUCUGCUCAGUGUUAACAAGUCAGAAGCCGCCUCCGUUGGACUCGAAUGAGCCCGAGAAAGUGGCAGCUGCCGUAAAGGAGAUGGGUGUCGAUUACAUUGUGAUGACCAUGGUGGAUCGUGAUGACUUGGAAGACAGUGGGGCCGGUCACGUCUGCCGCUGCAUCAGUGAAAUCAAGAAAGAAAACCCGUCAUUAAUUUUGGAAGCCCUUGUGGGAGAUUUCCAUGGAAAUUUGGACCUAGUGGAGCGUAUUACAACCGCACCACUGACUGUAUAUGCCCAUAACAUCGAAUGUGUUGAGCGGAUCACGCCACGUGUACGUGACCGACGUGCAACAUACAGACAAUCUCUGCGAACUCUUGAGCAUGUAACGCGGUAUACGAACGGACGAUUACUCACAAAAAGUAGCAUUAUGCUUGGUCUUGGUGAAACUGAGGAAGAGGUGCGACAAACGCUACGAGACCUCCGAACUGCCGGUGUUUCAGCUGUCACUCUUGGCCAGUACUUGCAACCCUCCCGUACGCGGCUGAAGGUCGCUCGUUACGCCCAUCCAAAGGAGUUUGAGAUGUGGGAAGAUGAGGCAAUGAAGAUGGGUUUCCUGUAUUGCGCCUCGGGUCCGAUGGUUCGUAGUUCAUACAAGGCAGGGGAAUAUUAUAUAAAAAAUAUUUUGAAGCAACGCGAGGUGUAUCAAGAAUUUUAA